CGAAAAGAGAAACGUAGAAGCCAAAGGACGUUUUCAAAGAUUCUUUUCCAAAAGCCAACGAAAAGUGAUCGAGUUAAUUAUCAGAGUGAGAGAGAUCAGAAAAAGUUACUUAGAUCAGAUAUUCAACGAAGAUGCCAACAGGGUUCAGAUUCAAUCCAAAAGAUAUUGAACUGAUCAGAGACUAUCUUUACAACAAAGUCACAGGACAAGACUUACCUAGCCAAGGUCGUACUGUAAUCGUUGAGCAUGAUCUUUACGGUUCUGAGAAUCCGUGGGAAAUGUGGCAACGUUUCCGUGAGAAAGUGGUGAGAUCGGGUCAUUGUGAAGAUCUCUAUGUCUUCACAAGACUCAAGAGAAAGAGUCCUCAAGCUAAGAAUGUUGAGAGGAAGGUCGGAUCAGGCGCUUGGGAAGGUGAAGCUGUUGCCAGAAAGGUCGUAAUCCAAAGCCAAACCGGUGACGACGUCGUUGCUGGCUUCAUGAGGAGGUUCCGGUUCGAGAAAAGCCGAACCGAUCAAGAUGGCAAGUGGAUCAUGCAUGAGUAUUCGCUUAAUCCGUCGCUCUUUCACGACCUCAAAGUGAAAGAUUAUGUUAUAUGUCGAAUACGAAAAAAUGAUAGAGCUAUUAAACAUCAAAAUAAAAGAAAAGAGCCUGAAGCAAGCCAACAAAAAAAUUAUGAAGAGCAGAACAAUAAUCAAAUAAUAAUCCUGCAAGAGGGCAAGAAGAGACGAAGAACAAAGGCAAAAGGAAAUCAAAAAAGAAUUUGUGAAGAAAACAAAUAUAAUCAAAGAAUAAUCCUACCAGAAGAUGACAGGAAGAAAAGAACAGGGCCAAAAGAAAAUCAACAAAGAAUUUGUGAAGAAAAUAAAGAUAAUCAAAUAACCCUUGCAACAAAUGGGGAAGAAGAGAACAACAUGUCGAUGGAUGAGUUUGCAUCGUGGUUGGAGGAAAAUAUAAGCUUUGAUGUUGAUGAACAAGAAGAGGAGAAGGAAUUUUAUAAGCAAGAAGAGACUGACAUGUCGAUGGAUGAGUUUGCUACGUGGUUAGAGACAAACAUAAGCUUUGGUGUUGAUGAAGAAGCGAAGAAGGAAGAAAAUUUCAUCCCAGAUUUGGAUGGUGAGGAAUAUAUAGAAAUGCCCAUAUCAAAUAUGAUGGAUCAUCUUGAACUCUUUGUUGAAGAAGAGACCAAGUCAACUGUGGACGAUUUUAACUCUUGGCUGGACAAAUUAUUUCGGAAGCAGCCAGGGGAAGGAGAAUACCCAGAGAUAUUACUGCUCUGA
This is a messenger RNA of Prosopis cineraria, 1277 nucleotides long. RefSeq names its product NAC domain-containing protein 41-like. Lineage: Eukaryota; Viridiplantae; Streptophyta; Magnoliopsida; Fabales; Fabaceae. Gene Ontology annotation, biological process: system development; regulation of DNA-templated transcription. Gene Ontology annotation, molecular function: DNA binding. The transcript is spliced from 6 exons. The coding region runs from base 132 to 1277 and encodes 381 amino acids. The record is from RefSeq and is a predicted model, not a curated record.